Metarhizium album ARSEF 1941 is the source of this 2994-nucleotide messenger RNA. RefSeq lists its product as uncharacterized. The transcript has a single exon. NCBI's taxonomy places the organism in Eukaryota, Fungi, Ascomycota, Sordariomycetes, Hypocreales, Clavicipitaceae. The record is from RefSeq and is a predicted model, not a curated record. Bases 1 to 2994 code for a protein of 997 amino acids.
AUGGGAGGUUCGGCUCUUUCAAGAAGGGACGGCGACGCGGGGGCGCUGAGCCUGGGCGGGCUGCUCGCCAUCGCGCUCUGCGGCGGCGUCGUGGUGUUCACGUCCGUCGGGCUCCUGAUGGCGUGGAGGGUCAAGAGGCGCCAGAAGAGGGCGCGGGACAGGAUGUACACCCUGGCGGACGAGUACUCCAAGACUCGGCUGACGAAGAGGCCGGUUGUCAUGAGCGAGUCGGCGGUCAGCGGGCUGCCGAGCCGCUUGUCGUCGCGGUUCUCGCUGACGCUGCCGCCGAUCAUGCCGCUGCCGCCGAUGCUGUCGUACGGCAACCUCGGUGUGUUCCGGUCGGGCAGCAGACGGCGCGGGGAGGAGAAGGACGCCAAGGGCGGCUGGUUCGGCAGGGACGGCUGGAUCCGACAGGCUCAGGCUCCUGCGGUGCCGGCUCUGCGGGCCGCGGAGGAGGGGGGCGACGACGACGGGAUAUACGACCUCGGCGGGCGGCAGGACCAGCAGAGGCCGUCGUACGAGGAGUAUCGCAAGCAGCCGAUGGAGAAGGACUACGGAGGGGGGUACCGGUUCCAGAGCCCGAGUCACGGUCACGGCCACGGUGACGCGGCGCGCCGUGCCGAGCAGGAGCAGCAGCGCGCCCGCAGCCAGCAGCCAGGGCUGUGCGUGCAGAAGAAGAGGACGGGGGCGGCUCUGCAGACGAGCCAGACGACGCCGAAUCUCUGUCCGCAGGCGCGGGCGCGGGCGCAGGACGACGCUGCCGCCGCGAGGGGCCGCCCGUCCGGGCCGCGCCCGCCGGCUCGGGCACAUGUGCGGCCGUCCAUGACCGUGACGGACGUGGGAUUGAGAGACAUCCUGCGCUCGACGGACCAGCGGCUGCGCGAGGGCCCCAGCCGGUCUCCCACCAAGGACAAGACGCCGCGGCCGUCGCCGACCAGGUCUCCGUCUCGUUGUCGUCCGGGGUCAAACGCGGGCCGGGCGACGGGGCGGCACGACCCGGGGACGCCGAGCCCCAGCAAGCACAGGCCCGGUGGUACCGUGGCCGUGGCCGCCUUGUCGACGCAGGCGUCGAUGGCGUCGAUUGGCAGCGCGGCCAACAGCCUCAUUGCCGAAGCCACGCACCAACUCGAGGUUCCAGACGGCGUGCCCAGCCCCAGCCGUCUCGGAGGGCGGCGCCAACGGGAUCCGGAGCCCCAGGGCCACCCGCCUCUCCCGCCGAGCCUGCCGGGCAUCGAGACGACGCAGCACACGCCGAAUCACAGCCCCCAGAGGAGUCCGCAGAGAAGCGCGCAGCGCAGUCCGCAGCCAAGCCCGCCAAAGAGACGGUCCGUGGACAGUGACCAGUCGAGCUCGCUGUCCACGCUCUACAGCGUCGGCGAGCCCGAGAACGAGGAGCAAGAGAUCCAGCGCCAGUACUUCCUCCAGCAGCAGAGGUUCCGACGGGAAGAGCUGGAGGCGUUGGCCGCCGGGCGCGAUCCCUUUGUCGACAACGGCGACGGCGACGGCAACGGCCGCGCCCGCAGUCGUCCCGCCAGGCAGACCCUCGAGCAGCCCGCCGGUCCUCGGCCGCUGAGGCGCAUCAAGACCAUGAGCCCGAGCGUCCGCGAUGCCCGGGCGGACGCGUCGCCCGUUUCCCAGCCCCUGCGCCCGCUCUCCCUCAACUCCAAGGGCGGGCCGGGCCGCGGCAUCGACCUCCAAGUCGUGCCGCCGCGGCCGCUGAUGCUACGCGCCUCCGACGCGGCGAGGCCGAGGACGCCGCAGCCGCAGCCGCAACCACGCACCGCAUCAGACGCCAGCUUCGCGUCCGACUCGGUCAACAGCGACGACUCGGGGGCCACGGCGCUGCCGGCCUGCGAAACUCCAAGGCCGGAAUGGGUUGCCGCCGCGGGCCGCCGCGGGUCCCCGCCCACGCCCGCUCCCGGCCCGCUCACCCCGGGGAGGCAGGGGGACGGGGAGCGCGACGGCGGCAGAAACGCCGACUUCUCGUCCUCCCCCUUCAGCGAGCACGAGAUCCUGUCCAUGCUCCUCGCGAGCGGCGGCGCCAAGCGCGCGCUGCCCCUGCCGCCGUCGUCCGCAGUCACCUGCCCGGACGGCAGCGUCCUCGCGACGGGCCUCUCGCCCCGCCCGUCCGUCAAGAGCCCCGGGGGCUCGUCGCCGCACCGGAGAAGGUCGUCCGGGUCGUGCUCCAUCUCGCUGUGCUCCUCGGCCGCAGACGCCGCCGCGUGCGGCUCGCCCCCCGGCCGCCGGGUCGUCGCCGGCCACCGCUCCAGCAGGGACGGCCCCCCGGCGCUGGGCACGACUAUCGCGCAGCUCCGCCGCAUGAACAGCCUCGUUAGCUCCUACAGCGCCGCGUCGGUCGCGUCCACCGUCGCGGUCGGCGACGCCGACUCGCCCACCCUGCCGUGCAUCUUUACGUCGCUGUCGUCGCCGCUGCGGCAGCGGCAGCGGCAGCAGCAGCAGCAGCCGCCUUGCCCCCGGCCCGAGGACAGCGGCAGCAGGUACUACCUCAACGUGGGCGCGGGCACUCUGCCGAAACACCGGUCCCUGGGGGUGGGCAGCAGCCCCGGCAGGACGGGGGCAGGGACGGGGACGGCGUCCCGAAACGCGGUCCCGCACCACAGAAAGGGACGCAGCGAGGACGUCCUGCCCAUGCCCAAGCUCGGCCUCGGUCUCGGCCUCGGUCCCAGUCCCGCCGGCGAGCAAGAGGGCAAAGAGAACCAGCGCGUCGACGGCCUCGACGCAUCAGGAGACCAGGCUCGUCCUUCUCCUCGUCCCUCUCUUCCCCCCCCUUGCUCGCCAUCUUCACCGACGACGUAUUCCGCACAGGUCUUCAGGCUGCGCCAGGGCCCUGUGGGGGACUUGCUGGCGCGCGAGAUGCGCCCUGCCAAGCGGGACAGCGUCGACAGCUUGGGAUUGUACGACGAGGACGGGUUCCUGCUGCCGUCGCCGGAGAGGGACGCGAGGGCGUUGCGCGCGAGGGCGUUGCGCGUGUAG